Molecule: messenger RNA, 2924 nt
Organism: Chinchilla lanigera (long-tailed chinchilla)
Lineage: Eukaryota; Metazoa; Chordata; Mammalia; Rodentia; Chinchillidae
Gene: Strn4
Product: striatin, calmodulin binding protein 4
Cellular component (GO): dendrite
Molecular function (GO): armadillo repeat domain binding; protein phosphatase 2A binding; calmodulin binding
Source: RefSeq, a predicted model, not a curated record
GCUCAGGUGGCCUUUCUCCAGGGAGAGCGGAAGGGGCAAGAGAAUCUAAAGACGGACCUGGUGCGGCGGAUCAAGAUGUUAGAGUAUGCACUGAAGCAGGAAAGGGCCAAAUAUCAUAAACUGAAGUUCGGGACAGACCUGAACCAGGGGGAGAAGAAACCAGAUCUGCCAGAACAAGUUCCCAAUGGCCCUGUGGAGUCCGUCACCCUGGAGAAUAGCCCGCUGGUAUGGAAGGAGGGACGGCAGCUUCUCCGACAGUAUCUGGAAGAGGUGGGCUACACAGACACCAUCCUCGACAUGCGGUCCAAGCGUGUGCGCUCCCUGCUUGGCCGCUCCCUGGAGCUCAACGGGGCUGCCGAGCCCGGCGAGGGGGCCCCCAGGAUGGCACCUAGUCCUGGGGGCCUCAGUGGCGGCGAGUCCCUGCUGGUGAAGCAGAUUGAGGAACAGAUCAAGAGGAACGCAGCAGGCAAAGAUGGCAAAGAGCGUCUGGGUGGCUCAGUAUUGGAGCAGAUCCCCUUCCUGCAGAACUGCGAGGAUGAGGACAGCGAUGAGGACGAUGAGCUGGACAGUGUGCAGCACAAGAAGCAGCGUGUGAAGCUCCCGUCCAAGGCCCUUGUGCCUGAGAUGGAGGACGAGGAUGAGGAGGAUGACUCCGAGGAUGCCAUCAAUGAGUUUGACUUCCUGGGCUCAGGAGAGGACGGGGAAGGGUCUCCAGGCCCUCGGCGCUGUGCCAGUGAGGGGAACCCCCACGACCUGGAGAGCCGUCGAGUCAAACUCCAGGGAAUUCUGGCUGACCUUCGGGACGUGGAUGGGCUGCCCCCCAAAGUGACAGGCCCACCUCCUGGCACACCCCAGCCCCGGCCCCACGAAGGUUCCUUUGGCUUCUCCUCAGACGUUUUCAUCAUGGACACUAUCGGGGGCGGGGAGGUGAGCCUGGGGGACUUGGCAGAUCUCACCGUCACCAACGACAACGACCUCAGCUGUGAUCUGUCUGAGAGCAAAGAUGCCUUCAAGAAGACAUGGAACCCCAAGUUCACCUUACGCUCGCACUACGAUGGCAUCCGCUCCCUGGCUUUCCAUCACAGCCAGUCGGCACUGCUCACCGCCUCCGAGGAUGGCACUCUCAAGCUCUGGAACCUGCAGAAGGCAGUCACGGCCAAGAAGAAUGCUGCACUGGAUGUGGAACCAAUCCACGCCUUCCGGGGUCACAGGGGCCCUGUGCUGGCGGUGGCUGUGGGCAGCAACAGUGAAUACUGCUACAGUGGUGGUGCCGACGCCCGCAUCCACAGCUGGAAGAUUCCAGACCUCAACAUGGAUCCCUACGAUGGUUACGAUCCCAGCGUCCUGAGCCACGUCCUGGAGGGCCACGGGGAUGCCGUGUGGGGCUUGGCCUUCAGUCCCACCUCCCAGCGCCUCGCCUCCUGCUCUGCUGAUGGCACCGUGCGCAUCUGGGACCCUAGCAGCAGCCCAGCCUGCCUCUGUACCUUCCCCACAGCCAGCGAGCACGGGGUCCCCACUUCAGUGGCCUUCACCAGCACCGAGCCUGCCCACGUCGUGGCCUCCUUCCGUUCUGGCGACACCAUCCUGUAUGACCUAGAGGCUGGCAGCACCCUCCUCAUGCUGGAGUCCCGGGGGAGCAGCGGCCCGAGCCAGAUCAACCAGGUGGUGAGUCACCCGAACCAGCCCCUCACCAUCACUGCCCAUGAUGACAGGGGCAUCCGCUUCCUGGACAAUCGGACAGGUAAAUUGGUGCACUCCAUGGUUGCCCACUUGGAUGCGGUCACCUGCCUAGCCGUGGACCCCAAUGGCGUGUUCCUAAUGUCAGGAAGCCAUGACUGCUCCCUGCGCCUGUGGAGCCUGGACAACAAGACCUGUGUGCAGGAGAUCACAGCCCACCGCAAGAAGCAUGAGGAGGCCAUCCACGCUGUUGCCUGCCACCCCAGCAAGGCCCUUAUCGCCAGUGCUGGCGCUGACGCCCUGGCCAAGGUCUUCGUAUGAUGCCCACCUGGCCCGGCUCUGGCCACCACACUGGCUGAGGAGCAGGGCUGGGGGGCGGGGCUGAGGUGAAAGCCUGCACUGGCCCUCUGCCUGGUACUUGGGCGUGCUAAGCCCCACAGUCCUGUGAGGAUGGCCAGGGUUGCCCCGGGCCACAGAAAGGAGGCUGAACCUGAGGAGAUGCCCCAGGGUGGUAGUCCAGUCUGCUCUGCCCCCCACAGGUGGCUGCAGCCUCACUUGGAGGCUCGAGGCAGCCUCUCUCCACCUGCUGUGGAGCCUGGUGGUGCUAACUAAGGGCCUGGUCCUGGGAAUGGUCUUGCGCAGCUCUUGUCCCCACACACUGGCCCGGGGACAGCCCUGCAGGAGUCACUACCGGGGUCUCAGACACCAGCUGCCCUCUCAUGUGCAGCUCAGCCAGGGCCGGAGUCUUCGGGGAUCAGUUUUUCCAAGAUGCCAGAAGGUGCCAGGUUUUCCCCCUUGACCCCCACCCCUGGCCUGUGGGAGCUGUGCUGGGAGGGGUUUCCUGACACCCCUCCUCCAUGGGGAUCCCUGUGGCAGUGGGAGCCCUCCUGGCCCACCCCUUAGCCCCUCGACUGCUUCCAGACACUAACCUCCAGGGCCAGGAGUGUGCCCCCACACUCGCAGGGUGCCCUUCCCUGAGGCACAGGGGUGAAGUGGAGACCCCGCGUAGCUCCCUGUAUAUCUGUGUAAAUGGACGGGAUUUUAAUGCCCCCCCCCGUUAUCACUGUGUGAUAGUCUUUGUCCGUCUCCUCCUAGCUCCACAUUUUGCCUCUAUUUAUUUCACUCUUUAUUUGGGUUCUACCCUGCGCCCAAGCGCUUGAUCCCUCCUUCAGCUUCCUGUUUAUAAGCCACCCUCUGCCCUGAACUUGUACGUGAAAACUUGUCUCAAUAAACCCUUUGGAGUAAGA